CGGUUAAGCUCUUUGACGCCUUUCCUUUGUUGCAAGAAAACGAGGGGAAAGAAUCAAAAAGGGAAAAGCAAAUUGAACCACCAAUAGCAAGCGUUAGAUAAUUAACAACAGUUACUUUCUUUACAACCUCAUAACAAAACAUUUCUGGUUCUACAAAGUGUUUUUAUAUAAUCUUUAAUAAUAUUAAACUCCUUUACGCCAAAUCUUUCAUGAUCUAUCAUGGAAACUGAUCCAGAUAAAGUGCUUAUUGUGAACCGAUCGAAAAAGUAUCGUGUUGGUAAACGUUUUAUCUGUUCCCGUGUGCCUUAUUUUGAAAAAAUGUUUUCUUGUGAUUUGUUGGAAUCAAAGGAAAACAAAGUUGUUCUUGAUUUUGAUGAAAAAUGUUUUGGUUUGAUUCUUCAUUGGCUCCAGUAUGAACACAUAUUAAUCAAAAUGGACUGCGUGAUUGCAGUUUACGAUAUUGCUGAUUACUUGGUGAUGGAUAAGCAACUGCUAACAUAUUGCAUUAACUAUUUCGAUGUCGACUUUCAGAAAAAUUUCUCUGUUGUAAAUAUUCCAGUUGUUAUCCCUCAAGUUUCUGCAGUGUCCAAGUUAAUGAAUUCUGAUCAACUCAAUUCGUUUAUUUGCCGUCACUUUUUGAAAAUAGUUCACACAACUGUUUUUCCAAGCUACUCAAUUGAAACAUUGGAAUACAUAUUGAAAUUGGAUUUGCUGGUGCUUUCAGAAUAUCAAGUUUUCGAAGCGAUAGUCACUUGGAUUGAAAAUGAUCCUGACUCAAGAAUACGCAAGCUUGCAGAUCUUUUUAAACAUAUUCGUUGGUGUCAUUUAUCUGUGGAGGAUUUGAAAAAAAUAAAGUUACACGAUUCAACUAGACAUUUGCCAUAUUUCCAAUCAAUCGUUUGCUCAUCAACUACUUGUGCAUUUGGUUCAUGUGACUUCAAUCGCAGUAAUCAAACUUUUUUUAUCAUAGUUUAUGAAAUGGGUGAAGCUUGGUUAAAAAUUAAAGUGCUUGAUGCUGAGUUUAAAUGUUUACUCAAUACACAUGUUACAUUCGAUAUCUCAAUUUCACUUGGAUUCAUAUACGACGAACACGUUACUGAUAUUUUUUACGAUUCAGGGAAAAGAGGAAUUCGUGUUGAUUGGAUCAGAAAAAAGUUCAGAUAUCUCCCAGUUUCCAAUUACUACAAGCAGAUUUAUAAUAUGUUUGAUAAAUACCUACCAAAGUUCAACUGGAAAUCUUUCUCUAUAGAAGAUCCAGGAACAAAAUUAUACUCCGAUCAUACUGAGCCCAUUGAAGAGAAGAUGUUCAUUGAAGUUAACCACAAAAUCUUCAUUCUUAUCAGAGACAGAUCAAGCCGCAAAUUUUUUUGCGUCAAGCCUGAUCAUGAAAGCCUUCAUGAUGCUUAUAAAGUCAAGAACCAAACUUUCCUUGCAACUGCGUUAAAUAACUGCAUAUAUAUCUUAACAAAUGACGCUCAUUUUAUUGAGUUCAACACUGUUGCUCGAGCCUACAGGAUAAGUACGCGAUUUAAGGACUCAAAGAUAAUAAUUAAAGAUUCAAUUCUAACUUCGCAUCAAGAUAAAGUGAUUAUUUUACAUAAGUCAACUGGAAAAAUUCAAGUAUAUAACAUGACUUUCGAGAAAUGGAGUGAAUUGGGUCAGAUAAAGGAUCGUAACACUGAUCCCGAAGGAAAUGAUUUCAACAGAAUGCUAACUUUUGGCCCAGCUUUUUUGCCACUUCAAAAACUCAACCUUUUUAUGUGAAAUUUUUGCGCCAACAAAUAAUUUUAUGAUAAUCUUUGUUUUUAAGAGACAAAUCAGUUCCAAAUAAUCUCUAGUAUUACUUUUUAAGUUUAUGACCACUGUCUUGUUAUGAAUAUAAAUAUCUCUUAGAAUUGAUCUCGAUCAAAUUCUACUCUUCGAUUAUCAAGCUUUUCAUCGAUUAAUCGUAUCGGAACAACUCUUGUGUGUUCUAAACUUAUUCUAUUCUAUUAUUCUAUUCUACAGUCUUACUUUAUUUAUUUUGAAUAAGAAAGUUAACUCUUUUCAAAUCUAUCUUAUCUAGAAAUUGUUAUUUUAUCGAUUUAUUUUGCUUUAUUAGCCUAAAUCAUCAUGGAUAAAGAAGAUGAAAAUUGUGAUGCAAAAUUGCAAAUAUUGAAUAGAAAAAGAAAAUAUACUGUUUCUAAAAAGUUCAUCUGUUCAACUGUGCCUUACUUUGAAAGAAUGUUUUCUUAUGAUUAUUCAUCAGCGCCUAAGAAAAACAAAGUGGAACUAGAUUUUGAUGAAUGCGUCUUCAAUUCUAUCCUCGAUUGGAUUCAUUCUGGAUCUUUCUGCAUUCAAAUGGAGACUGUGAUAAGUUUUUACGACGCAGCUGAUUAUUUGAUGAUAAACGAACGUUUGCUGCAACCUUGUCUCACUUAUUUCCAUGAAAACUUCACUGUUGAACAUCUUCCAGUCGUUCUAAAGCAGAUUACCCAAGUGUCUAAGUUGAUCAAUUUAGGAUCAAUUGAAAACGUCAUUUGUCGUCAUUUCUUGACGAUCGCCAUUAUGGAUACUUUCUUGCACUACCCAGUUAAGGCAGUUGAAUCUAUCCUCAAAUUAGAUUUAAUGGUUUACUCUGAAUAUCAAAUUUUUGAAUCAAUCAUCAAGUGGGUCCUUAAAAAGGUUGACUCUCGAAAAGCUUUACUUCCACAGUUAUUAAACUGUAUUCGUUGGUCUUACAUGGAUUUUGAUGAAAUUUCUAAGGUAAAGGAUAAUGAGUUAAUAAAGGCACUACCUUCAGAUUUAGUCAAAUCUUCAUAUUCUGGAUUCAAUCGCUCCAAACAAAACUUCUUUAUAUCUAUCCAUCAAAUAGAUACAUCAACAUUAAAAUUAAAAGCGUUUGAUAAUGACCUUUUUUGUUUCACGAUUGGCGAUUUUACACAAGACGAUUCAAUGUCACUUGAGUUUGUUCAUGGAGAACAUAUUUCAGAUAUUCUAUUUGAUUCUGGAACAAGAGGAAUCCGAAUUGAUUGGGUAAAAAAGACAUUUAGAUGGCUUCAAUUUAAAGUUGCUGGUAAAACUUACUACAGUCAAUUCAUUAAAUUCAUUGUAAAGUUUGGACUCAAAGUAAGUUCGUGUUAUUUGGAUGACAAAGUCGCGAAAGUUCCUUCUCCACUUCACGCUGCAGAGACACUGUUCCUUGAAUCUAAUGGUAAAUUCAUUGUAAUUGGUAAAACUAAAGACGAGAAGAAGUGGUUUGGUCUAUUCCCAGUUAGACAUGAAGGUUGGUUCAACCAUUAUAGAGAUAAAGAACACUCUUUUAAAGCCACUGUUUUGGAACCUGUUGUUUAUAUACUGACAAAGGAUCUCGAAUUUAUUCAAUUUAAUUGUGAAACUCGGUCCUUCGAUAAGAGUGAACCGUUCAAAGAAAAAGGAUGGAAUUUCAAUGAUUUAAUUUUAACUUCUCAGCCAACAAAGGAUGAUAAAAUUAUUUUGGUCCAAAAAUCAUCAGGAAAAUUACAUUAUUUCUGCAUUAAUCAGCAGAAAUGGAUUGAGAAAUAUCGUAUUAUGAAUGUAAACUUUUGUUCCAACAGUUCCAAUGUUGCUGUUGAUAAAUUAAUUGCUUUUACUUCGUCGUUUUUACCGAUAAAAAAAAUUAAACCUUUGUAUAAGCAUAGUGCUAUUUAACUUUAUAAUUUCCCGAUGUACCUUUAGUUCCACUUUAAGCCCUAAAUUUUUAGACAAUCAGUUGUGAGCUCCAUCAUUCUCCAUCAUGAUUGAAUUUAUUAUUCAUUAUAGUUACAUCCACACUCAUUCAAUUGAACUCUUUCAUUCAAACAAACAAUUCAAUUCAAUACAAAUGAGCCCAAGAACUUACAAUGUAUUUCUGUUUCUUGCUCAUUACCAUUCAGAAACGCAAUAUAUUUUUCUAUCUGUCUAAUUAUA
This is a messenger RNA of Tetranychus urticae (two-spotted spider mite), 3927 nucleotides long. RefSeq lists its product as uncharacterized. Gene Ontology annotation, molecular function: protein binding. The record is from RefSeq and is a predicted model, not a curated record. NCBI's taxonomy places the organism in Eukaryota, Metazoa, Arthropoda, Arachnida, Trombidiformes, Tetranychidae.